This is a messenger RNA of Trichoderma reesei QM6a, 3759 nucleotides long. RefSeq names its product cation transporting ATPase. The record is from RefSeq and is a predicted model, not a curated record. The transcript is spliced from 5 exons. Gene Ontology annotation, biological process: calcium ion transmembrane transport; intracellular calcium ion homeostasis. Bases 177 to 3482 code for a protein of 1101 amino acids. Gene Ontology annotation, cellular component: plasma membrane. NCBI's taxonomy places the organism in Eukaryota, Fungi, Ascomycota, Sordariomycetes, Hypocreales, Hypocreaceae. Gene Ontology annotation, molecular function: P-type calcium transporter activity; ATP hydrolysis activity; ATP binding.
UCACGAACCAAGUCUUUUUCUGGUACACAAGAAAGGGAAACUCUGUUGAUAGUAUACAAUAGUGUUCCUUUACACACCUUUUUGCUCUUCCACAGGCACCAAUCCAUGUGCAGCCUUAUCUUGGCCACAACAGCUCCUCUCAGCCUCGUCAUUCGUAGCCUUACCGCCCUCGUGUGAUGGCUGAGUUCCCCAAGCACCCCUUCUUGCUCACCGUCGAAGAGACAGCGCAGGCUCUCGGAACAAAUGUCGACACAGGGCUCACUUCGGAGCAAGUCUCCGCCUUGCAGGCCAAGUACCCCAAGAAUGAGCUCGACGUCGGUGGGACGAUUCCUUGGUACAGCAUUCUGGCCAAGCAGAUGCUCAACGCCAUGAUUAUUGUCCUCGUCUUUGCCAUGGCCCUCAGCUUCGGCAUCAAAGACUACAUCGAAGGAGGAGUCCUCGCCUUUGUCAUCUUCCUCAAUGUCACCAUCGGCUUCUGGCAGGAAUACCGCGCGGAGAAGCGCAUGGAUGCUCUCCGCGCCUUGUCCUCGCCCAGCGCCAUGGUCCUCCGUAAUGGUAAAACUGAGGUCAUUCCCAACUCGGAAGUCGUCCCGGGAGACAUCGUCCUCCUCAAAAUGGGCGACACCGUCCCCGCCGACCUCCGCCUCUUCGAAGCCAUGAACCUCGCCUGCGAGGAAGCCCAGCUCACAGGCGAAUCCAUUCCCGUCGAGAAGAUCACCUCCAUCCCCACCACCCACGGAUCCGACAACAACAUCAGCAGUGACAACAAUAGCGGCAACGCAAACAUAGCCACCUCAGAAGCUGACCUCGGCAUCGCCGACCGCACAAACAUGGCCUACGCGACAACCACCGUCCAAAAGGGCCGCGGAAGGGGCAUCGUCGUCGCGACGGGCAUGGCCACCGAGGUCGGCAAGAUCGCCGCCUCCUCCGCCAAGAAGCACCACCGCAAGGCCGGCCGGUCCAUGAAUUGGCGCAAGUAUGGCAAGGCUCAGCCCGUCGUCGGCCUGUCGAAGCGCAUCUACGACUUCGUCGGCAAGUUCCUGGGCUUGACUGUCGGCACGCCGCUGCAGAGGAAGCUGUCCGCCCUGGCAUACGUGCUGUUUUGCUGUGCUGUUGGCCUGGCAAUCGUUGUGUUUGGGGUGAAUCGUUUCAAUAUGAGAAAUGAGGUCAUCAUCUAUGCGACGUCGCUGGGCAUUGCGAUUAUUCCAGAGUCCCUUGUUGCUGUCCUGACAAUCACAAUGGUCGUCGCUGUGACCGUCAUGCGCAAAGCCAACGUCGUCGUCCGCGACUUGUCCGCCCUCGAAGCCCUCGGCGGCGUCACAAACAUCUGCUCCGAUAAGACCGGCACCCUGACUGAAGGCGCCAUGAUUGUCCGCCAGGCCUGGAUCCCUUCCUCCCACAUCUACACCGUGCACGACUCGCAGAACCCGAGCGAUCCCACAAGGGGCCGCGUCUUUGACGUUCCGGACGAAAAGCUCAACAUGUCGCCUCCUCAUCAGCCACCCAGUCCCGAGCCAGCGACAAAGAUGACAGACCAGCUCCGUGCUUUCCUCGUCUCCUCUGCACUCUGCAACCUCGCCACCGUGCGCUUCGAUCAAGAUGAAGAGAAGUGGCAGACGACGGGUGAACCCACAGAAAUUGCGCUCCAAGUCUUUGCCCAUCGCUUUGGCCAUGGCAAGAAGAGCCUCGAGGGACAAGGUUGGGAACAAGUCGCCGAGUUCCCCUUUGAUAGCUCCAUCAAGCGCAUGUCGGUCAUCUAUAACGCCCCUGAAGAUGAUAGCAGCAUUGGCUUUGCUGCUGGCGAUCCUCAAAACAGCCUUGUAUUCACAAAGGGCGCCGUCGAGCGUAUCCUCGACCUAUGCGCCUUUGCAGGCGUCGGCAAGGAUCAGCAGCCCAUGACAGACGAGCUCAAGGAGACUGUCCUCAGCCAAAUGAAUGCCCUCGCUUCACAGGGCCAGCGCGUACUUGCCGUCGCAUACCGUCCGUGGGAAGGAAAGUUCACUUCCAAGCAGACAAGCUCCAGCUCCGCCGAGGAAGAUAACAAGCUGCGCUCAACCGUCGAACAGAACCUCAUCCUUGUCGGUCUCGCCGGCAUUUACGACCCUCCCCGCAGGGAGACCAAGGCUUCCAUCGGCGAGUGCUCGCAGGCCGGCAUCAAGGUCCACAUGCUUACGGGCGACCACCCGGAGACGGCCAAGGCCAUCGCCAAGGAAGUCGGCAUCAUCCCUCGAAACCUCAACAUCCUGCCCGAAAACGUGGCCGCGUCCAUCGUCGUCAAGGCGACAGAGUUCGACAAGAUGACAGACGCCGAGAUUGACGCCCUGGAGGAACUGCCACUGGUCAUCGCCCGCUGCGCCCCAGACACCAAGACGCGCAUGAUCGAGGCGCUCCGUCGCCGUGGCGCCUUCAUGGCCAUGACGGGCGACGGCGUCAACGACGCGCCCUCGCUGUCGCGCGCAGACGUCGGCAUCGCCAUGGGCUCGGGCUCCGACGUUGCCAAGUCGGCCGCCAAGAUCGUCCUCACCGACGACAAGUUCAACUCCAUCGUCGCCGCCAUCCGCGAGGGCCGCCGCAUGUUCGACAACAUUCAAAAGUUCGUCCUGCACCUGCUCGCCUCCAACGUCGGCGAGGUGAUCCUGCUCGUCGCCGGCCUCGCCUUUGUCGACAGCUCCGGCUUCUCCGUCUUCCCCGUCUCCCCGCUGCAAAUCAUCUGGAUCAACAUGGCCACGUCGUCGUUUCCCGCAUUUGGCCUCGGCCGCGAGGCUGCCGCGCGCGAGGUGAUGCGCAAGCCGCCCCAGGACAAGAAGCGAGGCGUCUUCACCAACCAGAUCAUCGUUGACAUGAUUGUGUACGGCCUCCUCAUGGGCGUAUGUACCCUGUGCACGUUCUGCAUCGUCAUCUACGGUGCCAACGACGGGAAUCUCGGGACGGACUGCAACACGCACUUCUCCGAAUCGUGCCGUCCCGUGUUCCGCGCUCGAGCAGCAACCUUUGCGCUCCUGACGUGGCUCAUCCUCAUUUCCGCGUGGGAGUUCAAGAGCCUCCGCAGGUCCAUGUUCCGGCUCAACCCCGACGACGACAGCUUUUUCCCCUUCUUCAAGGACGUGUACAGCAAUCGCUUCCUCUUCUGGUCCGUCGUCAUCGGCAGCCUGUCCGUCUUUCCUGUCGUCUACAUCCCGUUCCUCAACACGCGCUUUUUCAAGCAUACAGGCAUCUCCUGGGAAUGGUCGCUCUCCAUUGGAUUCACGCUGGUCUAUGUCACAGGCGUCGAGCUGUGGAAGCUGACCAAGCGGCACUUCCGGCUAUUGGAAGACGCCCCCGUGCAGAGGGGCGCUUGGGGUCAGGGAGGGCCGGAGGACGACGGGCCCAGAUUCAAGAAGACGUUUUCCAUGUCGAGCUUCAAGACAUGGGUGUCCUUUUCGAGGAGGGAGACGGGGGACAGUGCGAUGCGGGCAAACACACAAGCUCGCUCACCUGUGUGAGACAGAGUCAUUGCCAAAGUGUUUCGAUCUGUCUGUUAUUAUGUCUGCAUAUGACCUGUCCAUUUUCCUGCUUUUCGUUCAUCUACCAGCAUCUAUAAAUGCGUCAUUUAGAGGUUUUGUCGUAGCAUAGAAGACAGGGGAGCAUUCUUCCACCUACCUUUGAAGAGGCAUUAUUCUUCAUCAUGUAUGUAGUUCUGAAGUGCUGAAGGCGAGAUACCCAACAAGAGGCUCAGAUUGGAGGUACCUGUAUUGUUUGUAUGAAGCAACGAUCGUUACC